UUGGUUUGUUGUCAAAGACGUGACUCUAGUAUUAGUUGCCAACGGAAAUAGCACGGGCAGCCCUCGGUUAGUUACCGUCUUUGUUGACUAGGGAACCAAGGGCUCUAGUGUCGUUGGGGUGUUGUUGGCCGUCAGUCGCACAAUCGAAGGGCGGCGCAGAUGGAUUUGUAGUUUUUUUGGCGUUUUGUUUGUUAUUCGUGUCUGACAUCGGCAAACAAGAUGGUGCGAAUUUCGUGGCAAUCUGAAAACGAUGUUUCUACGUUGGUGCCCAUCAGUGAAUCCACUCCAGCCAAUGUAGAUUUAUUACUGAAUACUUGGGAAUUGACUGCUGUGACACUCCCGGGUUAUCUCGUCUGCUCGGCAUUUCCAUCCCUUGCCUACGUAAUCGUUUCUUUCUACAGACUCCUCUUAGGCACCCUUUAUCCGGCCUAUUCCAGCUAUAAAGCCAUCCGGACGAAAGAUGUCGAUGAAUACGUCAAAUGGAUGAUGUACUGGGUGGUAUUUGCAUUAUUCACGACUGCAGAAACAAUCACUGAUGUGUUCUUUGGCUUCUGGUUUCCCUUUUACUAUGAAAUAAAGAUCGUCGUCGUUUUAUGGCUCCUAUCUCCGGCCACUGAAGGUUCUAGUAUCCUGUACCGAAAGUUCGUCCACCCUAUCCUAGUCAAGAGGGAAAAGGAAAUCGACGAAUACCUUAACCGGGCCAAAGAGGAAAGCUACAAAACUGUUCUGGAGCUGGGCACGAAAGGCGUGCAGUAUGCCUCUCGCGUUAUCAUGCAGACGGCUAUCAAUGGCGGCGGAGGAUUGAUGAACACGCUACGCAAGAGUUACAGCGUUGGUGAUGUAUCCAUCGAAAACACUGUCGUUAAUCGUCGACAAGUACGAGGCGGAGGAGCCGUUUUACAGGAGUUGGAUGAGCCUGAUAGAGUAAGGACUCAAAAUCACGUUCAAACUGCUCCAGGACCGAUCGAACUUGACGAUUCAGACACGGAAGAAUUCGACGACCUAUUCGAUGACAUGGUAGAAAUUGGAAAUGAGAAAGAUGGAGACGUUGUUAUGAGGCCACCAGUUCAGCGAGCCCCCCGUGCCCGUGUAACAAGAGAAGUCUACUUUACCGAAUUCGAUCCCAGUAAUCUAGCCCGGCGUGGUGGGGACGAAGCAGAGCGUUAUAUCGGGGAGAUACGCUCAGUGGAGGACGUUAGCUCGGGUUAUUCGAGUAGUGAAUUCUUGCCCACUGAUACAGUUUCUGGCGCCAUUGAAGCCGUUGUCCGUCGGGCUGGUUCUGUCCGUAGCAGUUCUCGUGGAGCGAGGCCUGUUACCAUGGUAGAAAACAACCACGUUCGACCAGUCAAAAAUGGUGGCGCAAAUGGAUCUGAUAAGACGGGGGCGGCAGUCGCCUUCAAAAGCGACAAGCCGAGGGUUGUCACUAAACGAAGAGCUCCGCCUCCUCCACCAGUGCUCUUCGUUGAAUCUGGGGAAGGCACCUUCAUACGCUACUCUUCCUCGCGUAGCGAAAAAGAAAACCACAGUCAAACCGAAGUGAACGCCCUCAACAUGAUCCCACGUUUGCAACCCAAGUAAAACGAGUACAGUGACACCAAAAAAAUGUGCGUACUUGGAAAAUUAGCGUCACGUUGCAAACUAGCUUUCUCACUUGCACUUCUUUCAAUUAUUUUUGAUUAGCGCAACCGUAAUUUAAUAUUUAGCAUAAUUUUAGUUAAGUUGAGGAUGGAUCUCUCGCUAAAUACUAACUCAUCGGGUAUUUCUUUUUUUUAAGUAUUUUGUUUGUUGAUGUCUUCGUCGGUAUAUUUUUUUUUAGGCGAAAUAUUUACUUUUUUCACGUUUUGUUUUCAUAAAAGAAAUGCUCUUAAAAUUCUGUGAUGGAAAAAUUCGUACUGGAAAAGAAACAGUGUGCCGACACUUUCAGCCAUAAGCUUCAUAUUCUCGAGUCGCACGAACCUACAGCUCCUUCCUUGUCGAACUUUGAAAUGUUUUAAAAUACAAUCUUAUUAUUA
Messenger RNA from Daphnia carinata, 2012 nucleotides. It is a transcript of the gene ReepA, whose product is annotated as receptor expression-enhancing protein 2-like. The record is from RefSeq and is a predicted model, not a curated record. Gene Ontology annotation, cellular component: cytoplasmic microtubule; endoplasmic reticulum tubular network; endoplasmic reticulum membrane. Gene Ontology annotation, molecular function: microtubule binding. Bases 220 to 1578 code for a protein of 452 amino acids. Gene Ontology annotation, biological process: endoplasmic reticulum tubular network organization. Lineage: Eukaryota; Metazoa; Arthropoda; Branchiopoda; Diplostraca; Daphniidae. The transcript has 8 exons.